AUUAAGUUUGUUUGAUUUGACAGCUACGUCACGUCAACAGGGCAAGGGGCAAAUGACUUAACCGUACUGCCGACUCACAUUCACAUUUACAUAUAAUUAAGUGAAUUAAAUUAAUAAUUUUCUUAACCUUACAUGAUACAAAUGUAAGGAACGUAGCCGAUUCUAGAAAGGCUCUUAUGCACUGAAGAAACCAUGGAGAAGUUGUCACUGAAGGAGUUUUGCGCGGCUUACAAGAGGUGGGUGAUAAGUAAUCCUAAUUUGGUUACCGACGUCGAGACAGUGGCUACAUGGUCCUCAUACUUCGUCGCCGGGAAGAUAAACAAGUCACCUAUAGUCUCCGAACUCGUGUAUUCUCUGUCUAAGCUGCUUUCUUUGUUCAACGAUAAAUUAAUACGAGAGGCGUACGGCUCGGAAGUGCAGUUCUACAGUCUUAGGGAGCAGAUUAAGUUAUGGCUGACCGUUAUACAUUAUUCUGAGGUAUUUGUGGAGCUUGUGGUUAAGAACAGAUGGGGGAAUAAGGGGAAAUGGACGAUCGCUACGCUACUUCAACUGUUCAAGUGUUCUUCAGCUCUCAUACUACUCUUAAGGUUCAAGGAGCUUCCCAUUCAGCACCCUCCUGUGGCUGCGCUUCAAAGGAAGAAGUUCACUGAAGAAAAAACAAGUGAGGAUGGCGAGGGCUCAUUUUUCACUUUAAAACGUUCAGGAAGGGUGAUAAGACGCGUCGACGGCGCUCCGCCGGUCGCCUUCAGAGAUUGGCAGCCAGUGAAACUCAAAGAUGAUAACAGCCUGCCAGUUAACGUUAAGGACUUGGUGUAUGCUGAAUCUCUGCAUAUACUAAAGCCGCUGAUUCAUUUAGCGGCUAUGAGAGUGUUUGGAACUAAAGCGUGGCGGCAGUGGCUCGUAUCGUUAGGCAUCGACUUAGCUAGCUUGAAGCUGUAUAACCGUCACAUGAAAGACUUAACGGCUGACCAGAGGCUGGAGAUUAGCCGCAGGAAACUUGGGCUUGUACUAUAUUUAUUACGUAGCCCGAUGUACAAUGGGUAUUCAAAGAAUGUAAUAGAAAGUGUUCUGACAUCGGCGUCAAACAAGGUUCCGUUGAUGGCGUUUAUCUGUGGCCCAGUCAUACAGUAUCUUAGCCACUGGCAAGACAUAUAUUUCUACAUGUGGGCUUCAUAAAUGUCUAUAAUAUUUUGCACAUAGCUUGGGUACAGUAACAGCUGUCACCUCAAUAUAUAUUUUGCUGAAAUUGCGUUUCAAGGUUAAUUGAAUGGUGAUUACAGCUGUCACCAUACCCAAGCUAUGUGAAAUAUAUUAGAGGAGUAAAAAACAUACUACCAAAUCGUAGUAGUAAUUUGGUGACAUGGUUGUCUACCUGACUAUUUAUGUGUCAUUCUCAGAUAAAAGGUUCCACUGUUGAUAAUUAGAAACUAUCAUUACUAAUUACCAACAU
Messenger RNA from Cydia splendana, 1450 nucleotides. It is a transcript of the gene Pex16, whose product is annotated as peroxisomal membrane protein PEX16. Gene Ontology annotation, biological process: peroxisome organization. Gene Ontology annotation, cellular component: peroxisomal membrane. Bases 193 to 1176 code for a protein of 327 amino acids. The transcript has a single exon. The record is from RefSeq and is a predicted model, not a curated record. NCBI's taxonomy places the organism in Eukaryota, Metazoa, Arthropoda, Insecta, Lepidoptera, Tortricidae.